This is a messenger RNA of Paramecium tetraurelia, 469 nucleotides long. RefSeq lists its product as uncharacterized. The transcript is spliced from 3 exons. The record is from RefSeq and is a predicted model, not a curated record. Gene Ontology annotation, cellular component: ribosome; cytosolic small ribosomal subunit. Gene Ontology annotation, biological process: translation. Gene Ontology annotation, molecular function: structural constituent of ribosome. NCBI's taxonomy places the organism in Eukaryota, Ciliophora, Oligohymenophorea, Peniculida, Parameciidae.
UAAUAUAUUUUAAAUCUUUAAUUUAAAAUGGUUAAGAUGAAUGUUCUCAAUGAUUGUCUUCGUUCAAUUGUUAAUGCUGAAAGACAAGGAAGAAAAUAAGUGUUAAUUAGACCAACAUCAAAAUUAGUUGUGAAAUUUUUGCAAGUGAUGUAGAGACAUGGAUAUAUAGGUGAGUUUGAAAUUGUUGAUGAUCACAGAAGUGGAAAAAUUGUAGUCGAAUUAUUGGGACGCAUCAAUAAAUGUGGAGUCAUCUCACCUCGUUAUGAUGUGACCUUAGGCGAGUUUGAGAGAUGGGCAAAUAACAUAUUACCAGCAAGACAAUUUGGAUGCGUUGUGUUAACCACUAAUGUUGGUAUUCUUACUCAUGAAGAGGCUAGAUAAAGACAUAUCGGAGGUAAAAUCCUUGGUUUCUUCUAUUGAUUUUAUUACAAUGUACAUUCAUAAACAUACAAUAUAAAUAAUUAAAUAA